This is a messenger RNA of Medioppia subpectinata, 573 nucleotides long. The record is from the annotation of a GenBank genome assembly. NCBI's taxonomy places the organism in Eukaryota, Metazoa, Arthropoda, Arachnida, Sarcoptiformes, Oppiidae.
AUGGUUGGGAAGUACAAAAAAGUGGUGAUGCAAGAACGAUCAAUAGAAUAUUUAAAACUCGAUACUGAUCUGGAUAAGAUACCCAGCUGUCUAGAAUUUUCUAAAGAUAGACAGAUUCUGGAGGGUGAGUUAUAUGGAAUGGACAAACCCUUCUCAGUUUUCAGUAAUAAGGGUAAGCUACAGCAAUGUGACAAUGCUCUUAGGGCAGCACUAAGCUCAUCGAUCUGUAUUGGAGCUUCUUCUAAGGAUGGUUGUGUUCUGAUGAGCUACAAGAAUUUGGGGACUACAGUAAAUGGGCCGUGCUUAUAUCAAGUGGAUCCAUCAGGCAGUUUCAAAACAGUUGAAGUUAUCGCAGGAGGCGUAGAAUAUGAUAAGGCCAGGAAGUUUGUGGAGAGACGACUGAGUGGAUUGGAUGACAAUAUCGCAACCUGUUUUCAUGCUCUUAGAGAAUAUUCAGGAGCAACAAUUAAUCCCGAGGACAUCAGUGUUGGAGUUUUUUUGUCUAAAACCGGAGAAUUUAAAGUGUAUGAUAUGGAGGGUAUCAAGGAGAUAUUUGAAUCAAUUGAAGAAUAA